Molecule: messenger RNA, 735 nt
Organism: Mesorhabditis belari
Lineage: Eukaryota; Metazoa; Nematoda; Chromadorea; Rhabditida; Rhabditidae
Source: the annotation of a GenBank genome assembly
AUGGAGUGCAGCGUUAGAGGACAACGAGAAGAAGCUAAAAUACGAAAAGCGUUGGAAAUCGAGAAGCUUGAAGCCAAAGAAGCAUUGAAGAUAAACCCGACACGUUCAUUAACAAAGCUUUUGGAUCUACCACUUGUGAAUAUCGACGUACCAUUAUCAAAAAGCAUCCUUCGAGAUCGUGUAGAGCUAUCAAAAUUAUUACGCAGACUGUUGGUUGCAAAUGGAGGGAAAAUUGAGUAUUCGACUUUGCUGCAACUUCUGGAUAUCGAACGGCAUGAUGAUCAAAGCUUUUGGAUGGAAACAAUAACUCCGGGUGUCCAUGAAUUUGGUGGCUUUUAUUGGGAAAUCGAUCCGAAUGCUCCCGAGAAAGCGAAACGUCUUUUUUCAGCUGGUAAAAGCUCUCAAAGUGACGCCGUGUUUUUUUUUUGGCUCAAGCUUCGAGAACUUACAUUUGACGAGCAGGAAGAUCUUCAAAAGUUAACAACGACUCUAAACUUUAUACCCCAAAUGAUUGCCUAUUUCCUAGAGAAGGAGCUCGAGUUUGAAGAAAAAGUUAAUAUUUGCAAGAUUUUCGAUUUGGAUCCCGACUCGAGCUUGGUGUUAAUAGCUAAAUUGUUCAGUGAUGUUUUUACCUACGAUAAUGUGAUGCACAGACUGGUUUUUCACAAAGAGAAGUGGGCGAAAGAAGAUAAGAAGACGACCGGUCUCGAAGAUGGCAAGCGGUCGGCACAUAGA